Messenger RNA from Chilo suppressalis (striped riceborer), 2190 nucleotides. The record is from the annotation of a GenBank genome assembly. NCBI's taxonomy places the organism in Eukaryota, Metazoa, Arthropoda, Insecta, Lepidoptera, Crambidae.
AAUGCGAAGAGAUGGCGUUGCCUAAGGCUAGAGAAAUUUCGACGCGACCAUCAGGGCCGCAUAAUGGUCAAUGCAUUCGCCCGGAUAGCGAAGGGUGCGGGUUCGAGUCCCGUCUGCUGCCUGGUCCGCGUGGAUUUUUUUCUAGUAAUAUUUUCUUUAGAUUUAAGUAGCUAGCAGUUGAAUGUUUAAAAAAUAAAUAAUAUAACCUCACAGUAAAAAAAGAAAUAAAAUCUACUACAAAAGGAAUAAGCCAUUUGAACAUUAUGUUCUAAAAUCAAAUCAAAUAGCGCGCGCUUCCCAAGCUUCCUGUUACACACUUCCGUCCCACUUCACGUAAUCACUCCCACAAAUUGCACGAAAGCGAGAGGAAAGAUGUUACACAUCAUCAAUAUAAUAACUUUAGGAUUAUGACACGUCGUUAAUAUUUUUAGGUUCAUGAGCGAGUCUGGCCUCAUCGACGUAUUCGUAUUCAUGGGCGACCAACCAUCGGACGUCUUUAGGCAGUACACCACACUCACUGGAUCCGCACCUAUACCACCCAAAUUCUCCCUCGCGUACCACCAAUGCCGCUGGAAUUACGUCGACGAAGCGGAUGUCAGAAGCGUCGAUGACAACUUUGACGUACACGACAUUCCCGCUGACGUCAUAUGGCUUGACAUCGAGUACACUGACAGGAAGAAAUAUUUCACAUGGGACGUAGAAAAGUUCCCCCACCCGGCCGAAAUGGUGGCCAAUCUCACCGCUAAAGGCCGUAAACUUGUCGCCAUAAUAGACCCUCAUAUUAAACGUGAAGCUGGGUACUUCUUACAUGAAGAUGCUACGGAGAAAGGGUACUAUGUGAAGGAUAAAGACGGCAAGGAUUAUGAAGGUUGGUGCUGGCCCGGCUCAUCAUCCUACCUGGACUUCUUCAACCCGGAGGCUUCCAAGUACUACUCGGAGAGAUACAAGUUCGAAAACUUCCCGGGUACCAGCAACGACGUGCACAUAUGGAACGAUAUGAACGAGCCCAGCAUACAACAUCACGAACAAAAUCGUGGCCGAAAUCUGUCCAAAAGACAUGUGCACAAUGAGUACGGUCUGUGGAACAUCAGAGCGACCCACCAAGGAAUGCUGGACCGUAGUGACAAUAAGUAUAGACCAUUCAUACUUACAAGGUCUGCGUUCGCUGGAACUCAGAGAUUCGCGGCCGUAUGGACCGGCGAUAACGCGGCGGAGUGGGGCCAUCUAGCCGCUUCCCUUCCGAUGUGUCUGUCUCUGUCGCUCGCGGGCAUCAGCUUCUGUGGUGCAGAUGUGGGCGGGUUCUUCAAGUAUCCCGAAGCGGAGUUGAUGACGAGAUGGUAUCAGGCGGGCGCGUUCCAACCGUUCUUCCGCGCGCACUCGCACAUAGAGACCAAACGCCGCGAGCCGUGGCUGUACGAGCCCUCCACCACUGCCCUUAUACGGGACGCUAACAGACGAAGAUACGCGCUCAUUGAUUUCUGGUACACACUAUUCUAUGAGCACUCCAAGGACGGUCUGCCAGUGAUGAGACCACUGUUCCAACACUACCCCAAGGAAGAAGCCACUUUUACCAUCGACGACCAAUACUUACUAGGUGACAAGCUUUUAGUGCGACCGGUGACGUCAGCGGGUGCUACCAGUGUCAAAGUUUACUUUCCGGGCACCGAAUCCAACACCCUCUGGUACGACGUGGACUCGUAUCAGGCCCGAGUGGCUGCCGGUUACGCCAACAUUGACGUCACCUUGGCUAAGAUCCCAGUUUACCAACGCGGCGGUAGCAUAAUUCCGCGCAAAGAAAGAGUGCGGCGUUCUUCCCUCCUUAUGGCCGACGACCCUUACACUCUAGUCGUAGCACUGGAUUCUAACAACACAGCUAGCGGCUCUCUAUACAUCGACGAUGGCGAAACAUAUGAAUACAAGAAGAAGAAAUACAUCUACGCCAAGAUCUCAUACACAACCGAAGAAAUGACUUACUCUUUCGUGAACGACAAAGCCACAUAUCCCACACAAUCGUGGGUGGAGCGCAUAGUCAUUGCGGGUAUAAAAGUACCCCCCAAAACGGCGAAACUACACCAGGGUGACAAACAGACAGCGUUACAGAUGACUUUGCAUCGGGGCAACGACGUAUUAGUUGUUAGGAAACCCGCCGCCACUAUGGCUCAACCUUGGAAGAUUACGUUUAGUUAUUAA